Penicillium paradoxum is the source of this 2532-nucleotide messenger RNA. Its product is annotated as putative Sin3 complex subunit (Stb2). The record is from RefSeq and is a predicted model, not a curated record. Gene Ontology annotation, cellular component: Sin3-type complex. The transcript has a single exon. Bases 1 to 2532 code for a protein of 843 amino acids. Lineage: Eukaryota; Fungi; Ascomycota; Eurotiomycetes; Eurotiales; Aspergillaceae.
AUGCAGGCUACUGCUCCUAGUUUACCCCCGGUCGAUCGCACCAACUCCGCCGCAUCGGAGGCCGCCUCCCACGCCAAUGGAAACGAACGCCCCCCGCAGCAUGGUCACCAGCGACUUGUGUUUACCGAUAUGGUUGCCUUCCGAUAUCUCGAAGAAGACCCGUCAACUGAUGUGCUUCACCGACGUGAAACGCUGCAAGGAUAUGAGAUUUACGUUGUCGAACAAUGGGCCUGCUCUCGGGUGCACCCGACCUUCAUCAUCGCGACCUAUACCGGCGACCCUUCGCAUACCGUGAUUGUGGGGGUGUUGAGUGUUCCGACCAACGAGGCUACUUGGUCACCACGCUUGCGGAUGUACUUCGACGCCAUGAAGCAAUGCCACGCCAAAAAGAAAGAAACACCAUUGGGGACGGUCAUGGUUACAGACAUGACAACAUUCCCUUCUGCAUUGAGUCUGAUCCCUAUACCCGAAGGGGAUAUCAGGAAACACCGAGACGACUUUAUCGUCAAUGAGAACCUGAAAAGACUGGGAUGCGCAGGUCGUGCGGGCUUGAAGCUUCAAUUUCCAUCAGCAGCGACCAAAGCGAAGUUCCAUCAGCUCUACCGAACGAGCGAAACCGUUCACUUAUACCUCGCGGUCGUAGAACUGGUCAAACAAUGCCAAAUUGCCCUGAUGGUGUUUGACAAGCUAGCCCCGGAAUACGUGGACGGGCUGCUGUGCGAUGUGACCGAGGCGGCUAUUAGUGAUUGGUGGACAGAUAUUGGAACGGACUUGUACAACAUUGAGCCAAGCGACAGCAGUCUGGGACCGACGAGCGUGGCUGCAUUGUUGGGUACUUUGCUCGGAGCUCGAAAUCGAUUACACGCCUACGGUGCCCCAGUGGGGAAAGAUGCAUUCGAUUUCCAUAACCUGAAAAGAGGAAUUGGCGGAUUUCAAAAAUCUCAAAAAAUGAGGCGGACGCGACGACUGGACCGGCUUACAUUGGACCGGUUACACCGCGUCACGGCCAAGGCUGCCAACGCAGAAGGGUGGACCGAUGCCGUCAAGUCAACCAUGGCGGAGCUCAGCGGGCAGGGUGGUGAGAUGGUCAUGGGCAUGGUCCGUGGACGCGAUAAAGGGGGAAUUGCCGAUAUCGAGACACUGGAUCUCGAUACUUUUGUACAGUGCUGCAACGGCGAGAGAGCAAAAUACCUAUGGCUGGGUAAAUCGCGCAAAAGUGGGUUCGAAGAUGGGUUCAACCAUGGCAGUGGAUCGAAUAUGAUGUUCACAAGCGAUGAACAAGGCGGGUAUGUUUGGACCAGCCGCAGGAAGCAUUCGACAGAAGACAUGCAUGCUGAGCGAGUAGGCUCGGGCCUGGAUCGCUCUUCAAAGCUGCCAGAAUCGACCGCUGACGACAAAGAUCAUCGUAAGAAGGGCGUCAGCGGACGAGUUUCAGAUGCACGGGCAGGUCUAGGCCGUUUUAAAGACGCAGUCGGACUCCAGGGCCUUCGCCACCAUCACCACAAUUCUCGAGACAGCGCUGAGCUGACAUACGAUGCUGCCUACCGCCCGUCGAUUGACAGUGACAAUGAGACCCAGCGUACGAAAACGCGGUCUGACCCAGGGCUUCGGUCUGAUACGAGGAUAUCCAACGAAAUCGAAGAUACCAUCGAGGAGGAGGAAGAGAAACCUCACCUCUCCCCUACCCUCAAUGCCGAAACCAAAACCCCCGAAAUACAUAUCGAGUCCGCACCUGAAUAUGAGCCAGGAACAGAGACUCGUUACGACCAAUUUGAACCCCAGCAGCCUCCGAUUAUCGAGGAAGAGUCAGAUAUAGAGCGCGUCAUAUCUAGAUCGACCGCAGCAUCAUCGGAUCGCGAGCGUGACCGUGAUGAUUUCAUCAGCGGGCUGGCUAUCAUGGCCCUACGGCGGCCCCAGAGUCACGAAGAACUUCACAGCGUUGAAAGUGAGUUCGAACGACGAGACAAUAUCUGCGCCCGCCAUCUGUCAUUCAGUACCGUUGAAGAAGUUGUACUCAAAUGGGAGCCGCCAGGCGGGAAACCAACGGUCAAAGAGACCGAUGACUUGGAGGAGGCCAUUGCACAAGAAGAUAUGCUUGGCUCUGAAGGCCGCAUAUUCAGCUCACGGAUUCUAGAGUUGAGUCGGCAUACUGUGCCUUGGGUUGAGCGGCAAGUGGAUUCCGUAGACGGUGUCAAUCAAAUCCUCUAUGAACGACACGAAGAGCUCAACUCGGUGUACCUGGAACGCUUUGCAGACUAUCAAAGAUUGCGCGAGCGGUCUAGUGAUCUCCUUAUGGAUGAAAGCCAUCACCUUUCCGAUGGCGUAAAACGCGUUGAGUUGCUGGGCGCCAAACUGGACUACGAACUACACGUCCUCGAGUCGAAAGUCGAAGACAUGGAAGCCGGCCUGAGCGACUUCGACCGCCACAUUGUAAAUGUUGAGACAAGAAUCAAAGCCCUGGUGAAAGGCGAGGAACAGCACGACACUUCUUGGAAGGCAUGGAUCGGGCGAUUCAUGGGCUUCUCGAGUUAA